This is a messenger RNA of Pantherophis guttatus, 2652 nucleotides long. The record is from RefSeq and is a predicted model, not a curated record. NCBI's taxonomy places the organism in Eukaryota, Metazoa, Chordata, Lepidosauria, Squamata, Colubridae.
GUUUCCCUUUUCUUCUUUAUACUGUAACUGCUAUUCUUAUAGCAGAUCCUUCAUAAAAGUUAUUGCACUACAUUCUUGAUUAAAUUAUCUUUCCAUUGAUCUAUAAUUUUAGGGUACUCCUCCAAAUAAAAAAAAAGAAAGUGGUGUUAUUAGCUAGUUUUAGAAAAUAACAACUUUUCCCAAAAGGUUUCCACAAUUUUGGCCACUCCUGUAGCUUGCCGUGGUUCUACAAAAUAAACAGAGAAGAUGUCAUGGGAUUUCUAAUGUCUCCUUUCUUAUUGCUUCUCCCGGAGAGGAAGAGCAACGACAUUAACCAAAAUUUUCUGAGCCAGGAUCUGAAGAUCGCUGUUGCUUAGUUUGUUGGGGGGGUUGGAAUUGGCAGGGAAAAAAGCACAGACUCCUGUAAGUCUAAAUUGGAAGUUGAUCCAGUCAACAAUGAAGGAUGCAGCUCCUCUAUUGAUCAUCAGAUUGGUUUCUCUUUUGCAAGGGAGGCCGACAGCUCUUCCUUUUCCUUUGUUUGUUUCCUUGUCUUGUGUUUUUCUGUUUUUUCCCCUUUUCAGCAGACAGUGGCACCCACAAACCCUAUCUCAGUUUCCUGCCAUUCAAACGCGAGCCACGCACGGAUUGGAAACCUACAAACGGACCUCAGGAAAGGGAUGAGAAGCCGAGAAGACAGUUGGGAAGACUUCAUACAUGCAACUGCAGCCAAUUUCCACUCCAUGUGACACGGGGGAAAGCUGCUAAUGAAAGUCGCUCUCGCAAGAGACAGCCUGCUAUGUGCUGUUGUCCACACAGGCACACAGUUGUCUUGGCAAAACACAAAGAGCUGAGAAGUACUCUUACGUAGCUUUGGCAUGCUGUCCGUGAAAACUUGGAGUGAGUGAAAACAAUCCAUAAAAAACAAACAAACCCCAAGACGCUUAAAAUAGCUGGAUGAUAAUUCAAGGCUCUGCUUGCCGGAGGACAGAAAAGGGAAGGCUGACACAUCCUUUUUUUCUAGGCGUCUGGUACAGUAAUCCUAUUAAAGGGAUGUCCUCUAGCAUCAAAUCUGUGCCAGGGGUGAUUAGCCCCCAAAAGAUCAACCAGGUAGGUAGCCAGGAGAUGAUGAAUGUUCCGAUUGUCAAAUGUCCCUAUACCGGAAGGGACCUAAGUCGUAAUCUCGAUCAACUUUGUUGGGAUGACAAAGCUGGCACUCAGGACAAAAAGAAAAGCCGGAAGCACCAGCGCUACAUGAUGCGCAGAGCACUGGAGCAGAAUGGACACCUGGCCACCAGAACACAGGAGAAAAAUCUUGUGAGAACCACAGAGGUCUCUGAAAUGGAUGGGAUGCAGGACUCGUCGUCCUGGGAAAACGGAAGUAGCCAGGUUUUGCAGAAGGAUGUGAUGACAACUCAGGAGACUUCUUUCAGAUUUGGUGAAGCUGUCUCCAUUUCCUCUGAGGAACUAGCCAAGCAGCCGUCAUCUUCCCAAGGUCUUCAGAACCUGCUAGCCUCCCCCAGAAAAAGGAGUAGUCCCUUCCUGUGUCAGAUGCCUCAGAAAUCUAUGACGCGUGUGGCCAUUGACUGUGAAAUGGUAGGGACGGGUCCUUCCGGAAAGACGAGCGAGUUGGCACGCUGUACGGUAGUGAGCUAUGAUGGUGAUGUGAUCUAUGACAAAUACAUUCUUCCAGAAAGUCCAAUAGUAGAUUAUAGGACGCGCUGGAGUGGCAUCACCUGGAAGCACAUGAGAAAAGCAAUUUCUUUCAGGAUUGCACAGGGUGAGAUCAUACAGAUCUUGAAGGAUAAAAUAGUUGUGGGCCAUGCUCUCCACAAUGAUUUCCGAGCCUUAAAAUACUUUCCCCCCCGAGCCUGGAGGCGUGAUACAAGUCAGUGUCCUCUGCUGAAGAAGAAGAUUGCAUCAACUCUGAAACCAAGCAUGUCUCUCAAGAGCCUAGCUCAUCAGCUGCUGCACAAAAACAUUCAGGUUGGCAAACGCGGGCAUUCAUCUGUUGAAGACGCUCAAGCUUCUAUGGAGCUUUACAGAUUGGUAGAGUUUCAAUGGGAGGAACUCCUGACGCCGAGUCACCCCACAGGCCCUUCAGACGGCAUCCCGGAAGGUGAUACCGAUGACAGUUGCUACAUGGAUGAUCAAUACUGGCCCAAGGACCUUGACGUAGACUGCAAAUGAAGGUUCAGAAGGUUUUAGAAAAGUUGGUAAAGAAAUGACGCCACUAAUUCUGAAGAGAGAGCCAGGAUUCGUGUCUUCAGCAUCGAUGAAACGGCAUUAUUUACAUCUGUUUUCCUCAAAGGGUCCGUGCCAAAGAAAACUUGGAGCCCAAAAUUAGCUUUUUUAUCAGUUUUGAACCGUGGAGAUUGGUGCCUGAAGAACCUCUGGCCUCUAAGCCUUUGAACUUUGAGCUAAAAGAAGCUGCCAACUUGAGCUGGGUAGAACCCCCGUUUAUCCAGAAAAGCUAUUUCCUUUUUAGAAAGCACCUUUCUCCAUCCUUUUCUCGCUGAAUGAAUGAUGUAUGAGUAAAUUGCUGAAUCGGCCUAGACCUUUGGGGGGGGAGGGGGCAAUUCAAGCUGAUCGAAUUUUACUUCCAGCCUAAUUUUAGAUUUACUAUCUGAUUAUAAUGCUGAGUAAAGACGUAAGGCGAUGAGUAUUCAAUCUUAA